Molecule: messenger RNA, 2926 nt
Organism: Ctenocephalides felis (cat flea)
Lineage: Eukaryota; Metazoa; Arthropoda; Insecta; Siphonaptera; Pulicidae
Product: TATA box-binding protein-associated factor RNA polymerase I subunit B-like
Exons: 4
Coding region: 75-2681 (868 amino acids)
Biological process (GO): nucleolar large rRNA transcription by RNA polymerase I; RNA polymerase I preinitiation complex assembly
Cellular component (GO): RNA polymerase I core factor complex; RNA polymerase transcription factor SL1 complex
Molecular function (GO): RNA polymerase I core promoter sequence-specific DNA binding
Source: RefSeq, a predicted model, not a curated record
UGUUAUAUUUAGAUUCAAUUAAUUGUUAAGUAUUUAUGUAUUAUUAUUAUUUAGUUUAUUUAAAUAGUUGAUUUAUGGAAUCAAAUCAAGAAUGCGAGAUUUGUGGGUGCAAAGAAUUCAUUGUAGAUGCUGGUUUUUAUUAUUGUCAAGAAUGUGGAACAAGAGCUAAGGAGAUUCAAGAAAUUCAAUAUGAAUUAUCACAAGGAAUUAGCACCGCCCGCGUUCAUGGCAAAAAAAUUAAGAAAUCUUCAUCUACCAAGAGCAAGGAAUACAAACUUACCUCCUGGGAAAUUUAUAAUUAUGUACUCAUCGGCCUUGUUGAUGAAUUACAAAAACUUGGAGCAUCAGAAGAAUUCAAAAAGACUACAUUGCAACUGUGGACUUCUUACCUGACAAGUAUAGAUGUAGCAUUUACAUCUACAAAAAAGAAUCUUGUCCCUAAAUUACCUUUCACUUUUAAAAACGAUGAUGCAGAAAUCUUAUAUGGUAGAGUUCGAAGGAAAAGAAAACGAAAAUCGGCCAAUUUGGAAACAUCUUCAGUAAGCUUGGACAUUACUAGUUUAGAUGCUUCUUUGGCAUCAAAACAAAGAAGGCUUGAAAAUAAAGCAUUGAUUGAAGCUGAAUAUGAAGCAAUAGCUGGUACACAACAAUCUGAUACCAAUUCCGUUUUCAACUCAAGCUUCCAUACUACAAAAUCUACAACAUCUGUAACAUCAAAUGGUUCAGUGAAAUACAAUUCUUUGGCUCGAAAAGAAUAUAUGAAGAAAAUGACUGGUAAGCAUUUUAAUAAACAUGCUAAUGAUCAAUAUUCUGAAAUGAAAUGCCAUAGAAGUAGACCUUCAGAACAGUAUUUAAAAAGUGCUACUUUUGUUACCCGAAGUUCUUUAUGGGCAAUAUUAUAUCUUGCACUAAAUAUCUCAGGAGAAAAAAUUCAAUUGGGCGAUAUGAUUAGAUAUUGUCGAGAGGGUCACAUAUCUUACUUUAACUUAAAGCAUUUCAUACCAGAAGAAUAUUUAUCAGAAAAUCAAAAUAAUGAUUUACUCGAAAAUGCCAAAUAUAAAGUACCUUGUCACAAACAAGUGCGCACAGUUGCAUAUAAAAUUGCAAAAAUGAUCAAAGUAAAAAAUUUAAAUAAACCAAAUUUGUAUACACUUUGUGAUAGAUAUUGUUCUGAAUUAGAGCUACCCUCCUUUGUGGCUGAAUGUGCUGAAAAAUUAUCAUUUUCAAAUGUUAAUGAAUUCACAGAUAAGUUAUCUGAAAAUGGCCCUAUAUCAAAUUAUGAAGGUCGAGCCAUGGCUUACAUUAUUCUCAUAUUGAAAUUAAUUUUUGGACUUGAUGAUCAUACAGAAUAUGUGAUAAGUGAGAAAGUUAAUGUAUUAAAUAAUGUGUUUAAAGAGAUUGAUGAAAAUCAUACGCCAAUUUUCUCAUGGGAACAUUGGUCUUGUUUUAUAGAGUAUCGCAAGUUGUUAAUAUCACAAAAACAAUUACCCUCACAUUUGAACUCUAAUACUCAUGCAAAUAGUAAGAUGUUUGUGACUUUAUGGAAUAAACUUAAAUGCUCAGAUGAAUUAACUGAUUCAAAGACUGAACAAUUGAUGACUGUUAUGAAAAAAAUAUUUUCGGAUCUAAAAGAUUUACAAUGUGAUAAGUUUAAUGAUGUUUUGAUUUUUGAACCUUCACUGACACCAUAUAAAGAUUAUUUUAACGUUAUUUUAGAAAUUUGUAAAGAUAUUGUUCUUCCAGAGAAUGUAAUCUGUAAACAUAGACAAUUCGAUUUUAGCUUCUUUAUAAAUGGAAGCAAAAAUCAAAUAAAUUUAUCUGAUGAUAAUGUCACAUUAAGAUUUAAAAAUAAAAGUUCUAAUAAAAAUUUGCAUAUAUGGAAUGCCAAUGAAGAAAUUGAGUAUAAGUAUGACAAAAGCUACAUUCAUAAGUUGAACAGACACGAAAUUGUAAAUAUACAUCCUAUAGGUUCUAUGGAAUGGAAGAUAAAACUGGAUAACAAAUUCAGAAAAAUUAAUGACUGUGAUAAUAAUGCUGAUCAAGCAAAACGGAGAUCCCUUGGUUUAAUAAAAGAAUUUCAAGAUAUUCAAACUAUGAAACAUGAAUCAAAUCAAGAAAUAGAAGCUAUAAAAUGUGCCAAAUUUGGUGGUUCAGUGGAUGUGAAGGAGUUUCAAAAUGUUAUAAUUGAAAAGACCAAAUUUCCUGACAAAUCAUUAGAUGAAAGAUGUAAAAAAUUCAAAAACAUUCAUUCAAAGCUUUUACUUUAUAAAGACAAAUAUAAAAAAAUUACAUCUGGUGUUUGUGAGGGACGAAAGAAAUGGUUUAUGUCACCAAAAGUAUAUAAUCCUUUGCUUGAUGAGCAAACUUUGAGGCUUGGGCAGAAAAUAUUGCCAGAUAUCAUACACAAUUCUUCUCCAGAAAAAAAUUGUGGUGACCAUGUAAUCAACAUUCCUAGGCCAGUGUCACAUUAUUGGGUUAAUCAUUUUAGUAAUUCCGUACCUGUUACUAAUAUUUUAUUUGAGUCAAUGGAAACCAAGUUUUCAUCAACAUUUUCUUGGUUAUUAGAAGAAUGUGCAAGAGUAGUUGAAAUGUCCAAAUUUGAUUUGUAUAAUGAAUUAAUUGAAAUAGAACAACAACUUGGGUUAAUUCAAUUUCCAGAUCGAAAUCGCAAAACAAUUUGAAAACAGUCAUAAUCUUAAUUAUCAAAGUUAUGUAUUAAGAACUUUGCACUCUUUUUACUAUUGUACGAAGUAAUGUUCUUGAAGUAAUCUUACCAACAAAAUAUGCAAUACUCACAUAAAGUAAACACAUAUUAUUCUAAUUCAUUGAAAUAAAACAAUUAAUUUGAUGAAUAAAGAACUCUAUUUUGUAACAAAAUAUAACAAUUAUUGCUUUUUUGCAAUAUUAACAUAACAAAAUAAAUAAU